This is a messenger RNA of Brugia malayi, 19410 nucleotides long. RefSeq lists its product as uncharacterized. The transcript has 66 exons. The record is from RefSeq and is a predicted model, not a curated record. Gene Ontology annotation, cellular component: endoplasmic reticulum. The coding region runs from base 1 to 19410 and encodes 6469 amino acids. NCBI's taxonomy places the organism in Eukaryota, Metazoa, Nematoda, Chromadorea, Rhabditida, Onchocercidae. Gene Ontology annotation, molecular function: calcium ion binding; protein binding.
AUGGCGCUUGGCCUGAUUGUAUGGCCUAUACUUCGGGCCAUAUUGGUACUGUUGUUUGCGCCGUCAAUACUAAGUCAGACACCUCUUGAGUUAAGUGAAGGAAGAAGUUCGGAUAAUUAUAUUCAGAGCUUAUCUGGCGAUCUGCGCAUGGAAGAUAUUAUGCACCAAAUUAAUCGUCUCAAACGAGCGACGAAGAAUUAUCAGCAAUCGAGUGUCGUUCUGUCAACGAACGACACUGGCCGAUGUGUGGUCAGUGCUGACAAAGCUAGCCAUUACUGCGGCGACAUCGAAGUGACAGCACCGCCAUUUCCUCCUCCCGAAGCUGGUCAAUGUCAUUUUUCAAGUGAAAGUAGUCGUGAGAUUUGUUGGCCAAGAUAUGAGGACUUGGACACGACCUGCACAGAUAUAGGAAAUGGUAUGGUCUCGGCACCCGCUGUCAAACAUGCUGCUAUUCGUGCUAUGGCAUUCGUACCGCCAGAUAAUCUCCGGCGUCUUGUACGACAGUAUUACCGACAAAAAGGUUUAUCUGUUCCACGAAAUACAACAUUUAGUAAGAAUUCAUUCUUAUUUGCAUUAUAUGAAUGCGAUGACGGAUACGAAUUUGUGGAUGAGGUGAACUCUAUGUUUUGUAUCAACCGUCACUGGGUUAUAACACCACCAAAAUGUCGCGGAAAAGGUAUGUGUGAAAUAGAUAACGGUGGAUGUAGUCAUUCUUGUCUAUCAAUUGAAGACCGAAUAGAAUGUCGCUGUCCACAUGGACUGGUUCUUGGUAGCGAUCAGAAAACUUGCAUCAAACCGAUCCCGAAGAAUUUAUGCCGCAUUCUUAACAGUUGUUCAUGUACCGCUAUUAAUGAAAAUCAGUAUUCAUGCACCUGUCCAAAAGGAGAAAAAUGCUUGCUGCUUCGCGGUCGGCCAAAAAUUUAUAUUGAACCAGCAGCGCCGUAUGAAAUAACUCCGGGCGGAAAUUUAAACAUUACAUGCUCAGCAGUUUCACAUCCAUUUCCGCAAAUUUUUUGGCAACGAGGUGAUGAAGCAGUUGAUAUUGCACCUGUUAAACCAGGAACUGUUCGAAGUGAGCAAAUUCUGAUCAUCAAAGAGCUCUACAAAAACACCCAAUUCACUUGUCAUGCCAAUAAUUCACUUGGAAAGACGGAGCGCACAAUCGAAAUUGUUGUCACUGGUCCCGGGUCAGCACCAAUAAUUCGCGGUAUUGAUGCUGGUCGUUCAUCAGUUUAUGUUCGUUGGGAUCCACCAGUAAUUGUGAAUAGACCAGUAACUUCAUAUACAGUUUAUUAUACAAAUAAUGGUAAUCAGCCAAUCAAAAACUGGAAGAAAGUAAAUGUUGAAGAACCAGAUCGUGAGGUAACGAUCAAGGAUCUUCGGCCAAAUACGCAAUACUUUAUCCGCUUACGGGCAAACGAUAAACUAGGCCCAGGACGUCUCUCAAAUCCAGUUUCGCUUAACACACGUAGACCAGCAGUACGCCCACAGCUGUUCAUUCAAGAAGGUGAUACGAUAUACGUCGGACCAUUAAAGAGGUUCAGCAUCAGUUGUAAUGUAACACGCGGAGAUCCAUCACCUAAAAUUGCUUGGUAUACGAGAGCUCGACCAAUCAAUAAAUCGCAGAGGAAAAAAUUUAUAACAAUGGAGCACGGCGGUCUAUAUGAAAGUACAAAUUUCUCAUGUGUUGCUGAAAACGAUGCUGGUCGAACAACAAAAAGAAUACAAGUCAUUGUAACUGGACCGACAUCUCCCGAACGGAUACGAUAUCAAAUUCAUGGCAAUAAUGUUGAUUUGCAGUGGGAACCACCGCGUAUUACAAAUGGACAAUUGAAAGAUUAUGAUGUGUUAUACACAGACAAUCCGAAAUUGUCAGAUGAAUAUUGGGAAGUUGUAAAAACUGGAAAUCCAGAUGCACGUUCUUUGCGGAUAUCGAAUUUGAAAGAAAAAAGAGACUACACGUUCAAAAUACGAGCACACAAUGAAUUGGGUCCCGGCCUUUUCAGCAAUCAGUUUACUCUAACAACUUGGCUUGCAGCUCGUCCGCCAAUUGUAACAAUCACGCCUGCUGAAAAGGUAGUGAAAGAUCCAAGCAAUGAGGAACUCAUUUUUGAGUGUGAAGCGAUUGGUGUGCCGAGACCAAAGAUACUUUGGCUAUGGAGUGGUGGUUUGGUCGAAGAUGGGAAGAAUGAAUUUCGUAUUUAUGAUGUGACACCACCAGACGCGCAAAAUCGAUCUAACAGCAAGCUAAUUGCUGAGAAGACAAAUCGGGCUGGAGUAGCCACAUGUCAAGCUGUCAAUCCUCAUGGUUCGGAUGAAAAACAUACUGAAGUGAAAAUUGUUGGACCUGGAAGUCCACCUCGCGAUAUCUCAACAAUUCCAUUUACAAAUGAUUUUAAAGUCUCUUGGAAUCCACCAAAAUAUCCAAAUGGAAAAAUUAUACGUUAUAUUAUUUACUACACGAAGAAUCCGGAUGACCUGUUGGGAGAUUGGGAAAAAACAGCUGUAGGUGGUGAUCAGCUGGAGGUAACUGUAUCAGCUGAUGAGGAUACCCCAUACAAUGUGCGGGUACAAGCUGUUACUAAGGACGGUCCUGGUAUCAUAUCAGAAGCGUAUGAUGUCACUACUGGCAAGAAACCAGUUCCGCUUUCUGUAAAACUGGUUAUAUUGGAUCCUCAAGUAGAGGACGGUAGUACGGAGACAGUUGUUGAGCCGCUAAAGACAAUUAUAUUUAAGUGUGAUGCAAAAGGAAGACCAGCACCUCAAAUUUCAUACACUUGGCUUCCAUUCAAUGAAACUGAAAGCGGGCAGGAACCAAUAUCAAUCCCAGCUUAUUCUGAUCCACAAGAAGCCCACCGGUACCAUUCAUUGGAUGUGAACACUAACACGGCUACUAAGCGUGCGCUAAUGUGCAAUGCUCGAAAUAUUGAUGGUUCCGAGAGCGACCAGCACAUUUUCAAUGUCCUCAAACCAGGCAGCCCGCCAGAAAAUAUUCAAGCAAUCAUUGAUCUGGAUAAUCGUGUUACAAUGUCGUGGCAAGAACCGAAAUAUCCUAAUGGACCUAUUGUAAAAUAUAAAGUGUAUUUGACAUCUGAUCCGAGUGAACCGAUCAAUCACUGGAACAUUUAUGAUGUUGAACCGAGUGAAGAACCACGUCUGGUCUUGGAACGUGGUAAAUUGCAGCCAGAAACACCGUAUUAUAUAAAAGUUGUAGCAGUCGGUGAAAAAGGCGAAGGUUUACAAUCUGAUAUCAUUCUCUUCGAAACAGUCAGUGGAGCACCAAUUGAUGAACCUAAGAAUGUACUAGCAACAGUGGAACGGGAUAAUACUAUGGAUAUAUCUUGGACAGGACCAAGUGUUCCUAACGGUCCCAUUCAGGCUUAUACGGUCUACUUCACUCCGUUGGAUCAGUAUCAAACAUCUGAUGAUGCAUACAAACAGUGGGAUAAAAUUGUUGUUCAAAGUAGCGAAAAUUUUGGAACCUUACGCUUGAACAAAGAUAUCUACGAUAUUUUGCCCAAUAAAUUGUACCGAAUUCGAGUAUCUGCAACUAAUGAUCUGUCAGAGGGUCCGGCAAGUGAACCUAUAACAAUCAGAACCGAAAGUGGAGAAACACCUCCGGUAAUACAUCUGGAACCGAUUGAUAAUCCUCUUACCGUAGCACCGUAUGGUUCGAUAUCUGUGCGAUGCACUGCAACAGGAAUACCGCCACCUAUCAUCAUGUGGAUUAUUGGUACAAAUGCUAGUGAUGUCAUACGAGGACCAAUUCUUCAGUUAACCAAUCUCCGAAAAGAUGAAACUGUAACUUGUAAGGCUGAAAAUAAUGCUGGACAAGCUCAGGAAGUGUUGCAAAUACUUGUAGCCGGACCUGGAACUCCACCAAAUGAGAUUGUCGCUUUUCCUCUAGAAAAUCAACAAGCAAGCAUAGAAUGGACAACGCCUGACAGUCCGAACGGGAGAAUUACGGAUUACAUUAUUCAUUACGGAGAAGUUUUUGAUGGAGAAGCUCUUCCACGUGCCUGGGAAACUGUACAUGUGUCGGCUGAGGAACCCCAAAAGCAUCGUCUUGUUGGAUUAAAACCAAAAACUAGUUAUGCGAUUCGAUUGCAAGCGAUGAGUGAUCGUGGACCGGGUGUUUUAUCUGAUCCGAUCAAAAUAACAACGCUACCAUUAGCGCCUGCUAUUGUUCAACUAUCUGAUAUAAAGGUCCAUGAAAAUAAUACGGUCGCUAUCCAGUUUGAUGCACCAAGAGAUCCCGAAGAUCCAGGAAAACCCAUCAAGGAAUUUCUUAUUCAUUACACGGAUGAUGAUCCAUUGAGUGAAGAUGCAGAAUGGAAAGAAAUGUUUUGGACGGAACCAGAUGAUGAUUUUUCAGUUAGCAUCCCUAUCGGCGGCGAGCAUUUCAAGCCUGACACCAAGUAUUCAAUAAAAUUAAUAGCUCGCGGUGAAAUCGAUAGCCCGCCGUCGGAACCGAUUGUUUUUCAGACCGGAGAUGGAAUUGUACCACCGGAGAAACCACAAAUCAAUGUUGAUGCACCAGAUGACGUGAUACGUGUACCAGCUGGUAGCGAUUAUACUGUUGGCUGUUCAUCAACCGGAUUUCCUAUUCCAAGAAUUUUCUGGGUUAAUAAGGAUGAGCAGCCUCUCAGUGAUGGACCGAUGCUAAGAUUGCAAGAUGUGAAGGAGACCGUAAAAGCAAAAUGUGUUGCGGAAAAUGAAGGUGGACGAACUGAAACGCCUUUUGAAAUUUUUGUUACUGGUCCUGGUAAUGCUCCAAGUAACAUUCGCUUGAAUUCAGUAAGACCACGUACAAUUCAUAUUGAUUGGGAUCCGCCAACCAUACCCAAUGGAAAUAUUACUCGUUAUAUUAUUUAUUAUACUCCAUUGGAUGAUCAGAAUAUAGUUUAUCAAAUGGGGCAAAUCCCGAAAAAACCAAUAACUGAAUGGAUGACGUCCCAUAAAGAUAGCGAGCCACUGAUUGGGGCGUCACAAAGAGCCGACCUAAUAGAUUUUGUUGAACCUGAUACUGCUUAUGCUGUAGUACUACAAGCUGUCAAUCAAGAUGGACCUGGGCCGUAUUCUGAACAGCAUACCAUCCGAACGAUGUCACGAGCUCGAGAGGGUCCACCACUUGAUCUAAAGGUUGAACCUGAAGGUCAGCGAUCGGCAAAUGUUGAAUGGCACAGGCCAAUUACUAGCGAACAAUUACCAAUUGGCUAUGAAUUAUAUUACAUUAAAGCAGACGCUAAAAUCUGGGAAGACGAUUUAGCUAGCAUCGAUGAUUGGAGCAUGAUAUCAAUAACGGAAAAAGAUGAAGAUAGAUUGUACUAUAAGAUUGAUGGAUCGCUUGAACCAGACACGGAGUACGUGUUUCGGAUGCGUGCUGUUUAUCCAGAUGGGCCGGGAGUAUUCUCCGAUGCUUGUAUUACCAAAACACUACCAGACGGUAACGCCCCGUAUAUCCUCAUUUCGAACGGUGAGCACGGAGUAGAAGGUAAAACAGAAAUAACGAUCCUUCCGGGUUCAGCACUCGACCUCUCAUGUAAUGCAACAGGACAGCCUCGUCCGGCAGUUAAAUGGAUCCGCUCCGGAUAUUACCCUAUUGAUCCUGCUUGGGUAAAAGCAGACGAGAAAUACGCUAUAUGGUUUCUGAAAGUAUCUAAUAUUACCGAAGAUACGUCAUUCAAUUGUGUUGCCCAAAGUCCGCUUGGUUUUGCCAAUUGGACCAUCAGUGUUCGUCUUCUUUCAGAUCUUCGACCAACUUGGAAAAAUGAUUUCUUAGUUGCGAAGAAUGAGGACGGUGAAGUGGCGGUACACUUUACAGACGAUCUACCGGAUUAUCUUAAGGGAUCGCAAAACCCUUGGAAUAUCUACUGGACUGACAAUCCAUCAAAACCUUUCGAAACUUGGAAUUUAAUUCCAUCUAACGGGCGUCCCUUAGAUCGUAUAGCUAUCCCAGAAAUGGAACCUGGUGCUAAGUAUCACUUGGUGAUCGAGCAGCCAUCUGCUGGGAUCAAAACACCGGUCUUCGACAUAAUGACUCCAAAGGCAGCUAGCGACAUACGGGUUGGAACUGAUAUUAACGGCGAAACAGUGCUAGAUUUCAAGCCAGCACUUGCUACGGAACCUAUCAAGAAAUACAUUAUCAAAUACUGGCCGGAUAGCAAUCCAUCGGCUGUGAUGUACAUGGAAACACCAGUCAAUGUUACCGAUAAGAUUGUGCUAGAUGGCUUGCAGCCUGAAAUUGACUAUAAUUUUAUGGUUACUGCAAAAUUUGACGACGGCGACAAUCUUGCAAGUGAACCAACUAAAAUACGUACACCUUCCGAAGAUAUCCAAUGCCACUGUGCACAUGCCUGCAUGUUUGAAGAAGAUGAGGAAGGAAUGAUAAUAGCAUCAUGCUAUUGUCAUAAUGGUUUUAAACUUGCUGAUGAUAAGAAAUCAUGUGAACCUAUAGAAGAAGAUGAGGAAGGGAGCAUUGUGCAGGUUACUCCACCAACACUGAUUCCUGAAUCUGAGCAUCCGAAGGAACUGACCACCAUGCCAACUCUUUUUAAUGAUUUAUUAUCAAAGUCGGAGAAAUUUGAUAAGGAGAUGGAAAUUCUGGAACCAAAGGAGCUUGCAAAAAUCAAGCCGUCACAAACCGAUGAAUUCGGACGAGCUAUUUGGCAGGAUGAACAACUGGUAACUACGAGUAGAGAAUCGGUUAGUGAUGGUUUUUCCCUAAUAUCAACCGAUUCUAGUCAGCAAGAUCGUGUUUUGUCGCCAGUUGUUGGCUUUGAUGGUGCGCCCUUGCCUACGGAUGAAUACGGUCGCGCAGUGGAUAAUCUCAGAAAUCCAAUUAUCUGGGACAAUGAAGGCCGCCCGAUAGGCCCAAAUGGUAUUCCUUUACGUCGCAACUACAAAGGAGAAUACAUAUAUCCAGUUAUUGGAAAAAAUGGACAGCCGUUGCCCACUGACAUUAACAUGAAACCCAUUUAUCCCAUAGUUGGACCAGAUAAUCAGCCGUUUCGGAAAAACCAGGAAGGUAUGCAUAUCGAUCAGUAUGGUCAAAUAAUCCCAACAGAUACCUCUGGACGUCCAAUUAGUGUUGAUGGGUCACCUUAUCCAACUGACGAAUACGGUCGAUACAUUGUGGAUUCGGAAAAUGUCAUUCAACAAGUUGUACCAACGGAUGAACUUGGACGUGUUAUCUAUCCUGUUUUUUAUCCAGAUGGAAUAUUGCUAGCAACAGUAGACGAUGGUCGAUUUGUUAACGAACAUGGACACCUCAUUCCAACCAAUGAUGCCGGAUUGCCAGUUAAUGAAAGAGACGAAGUGUUACCGAAGGAUUCUGAAGGGAAUUUUGUUUAUGUAGGCAAUUACAUUUUACCGACUGAUUCUAAUGGACAACCUGUAAAGGUACAAUAUAACGGGAGGUUUCUUAAGAGCGACAAAAUGGGACACAUUAUUGGUCCUAAUGGGCAGUUAGUGGUAGUCAAUGAUUACGGAUAUCCAAUCGACGAGUCUAACACUGUGUUUUCAACUACUUCUGAUGGCAUAUUUGUAUUACCAGUAACUGAUGGAAAGGGUAUGGUAGUUCCAGGAACGGAACAAAAAAAAGGAGUAAAACGACUUCUUAAUAUUGUCGGACCUAAUGGCCAUUUGCUACCGACUAUGGAAGAUGGUACUGUUUUAGAUCCUUUUGGAAAGACCAUACCAACGAAUAAUAUUGGGGAACCAGUAAAUUAUCGUAAUGAACCGCUACCAACUAAUAGUGAAGGACAGGCUAUUUAUCCAAAGGAUGGUUUGGACUGCCCACUACCUCCAACAGACCGACAUGGAAGACCAGUUUAUUCAGUGGUCGGACCAGAUGGUAGGCUUCUUCCUCGAAAAUAUGACGGGGCUGCAAUUGAUCCAGAUGGCAACCUACUUCCAACUAAUGCAGCUGGAGUACCUGUCGACAGAAAAGGACGGCCUCUGCCCAGCGAUAGAAAUGGUUCUAUCAUUUAUCCAGCCAGAGGAAUCAGUAUUGAACCCCUUCCAACAGAUUCUAAUGGAAAACCGGUAUAUCCAGUAAUUGGACUUGACGGAAGAUUAUUACCGACAAAUAAAGACGCUAGAGUGAUUGAUGAGGAUGGUAGGCCUCUGCCAACAAAUGCUGCUGGCGUUCCGGUCAAUGAACAAGGCGAACCACUUCCAUUCGAUCAAAAUGGUUACAUUAGAUAUCCGGCAGUAGAAAGACAGGGAAAAUCUGCAUACAUCAUUAUCGGGACAGAUGGAGAACCAUUACCAAGAAAUGGAGAUGGAUUAGUCAUUGGUCCAGAUAAUAAGCCAGUGCCAACUGACGCUUCUGGAUACCCAGUGGAUCAUCGUGGAAGACCUUUACCUCAAGACAGAAGUGGUAAUAUCAUUUAUCCUGCCAAUGGUAUAGAUGCUGAACCGAUGCCAACUGACCGAAAUGGUAGACCAAUGUACUUGGUUAUAGGACCGGAUGGCCAAUUGCUUCCGAAAGAUAGUAAUGACGUUGUAAUUGAUAUUGACGGACGACCCAUUCCGACGAAUGCUGCAGGAGUUCCAUUGGACCACUAUGGGAAACCACUAUCCGUUGAUCGGAAUGGUUAUGUUUUCUACCCGAAAGAAAGUUACGAAUCUGUUAGAGCCGAUGUACCGGUAUACGCUAUUUUAGGACCUGAUGGAGUUCUAUUAAAGCAGAAUGCUGAUGGCGCAAUUGUGGAUCCAUAUGGUAGGCCAAUUCCAACAGAUUCCAAUGGAUACCCCAUUGAUAAUUAUGGAAAACCUCUACUGCGAGACAACAUGGGUAAUUUUAUAUAUCCAGCAGGAGAUUUGAACGUAGGAUCUGCACCAACUGAUGCAAGUAAACGACCACAAUACUUCGUAAUCGGUCCGAAUGGUGAAGUACUACCAAGAGGUUAUAGUGGAGAGAUACUAGAUCCGUAUGGCACACCAAUCCCUACAAAUGCUAUUGGUAUUCCAGUAAACAAUCAAGGAGAACCAUUGCCAAGAGAUAUACAAGGCAAUUUUAUAUAUCCGGCAACUGGUUUGGAUGUCAAAUUAUUGCCUACAGACAGAUCUGGAAAAAUUGUCUAUCCUAUUGUCGAUUCUCAUGGUGAACCUUUGCCUACUAAUGAAAAUGGAGCACUCGUUGAUAAUGAUGGAUCCCCAAUACCAACCAAUAGGUUUGGCUUACCUGUUGAUGAACAUGGGAAUUUUCUGCCUAAAGAUAUCAAAGGAAAUUUCAUUUUUGGUACUCCGAUAAAGCCUACUGAUCACAGCGGAUUACCAGUAUAUCCGGUUAUCGGUCCAGACGGAAAAUUGUUGCCUCAGGAUAAGGAUGGUAAUGUUGUUGAUCCUGCCGGACGUCCGAUUCCUACCAACGAUGAUGGUGUCCCAGUGGAUAAUAAAGGACAGCCUUUGCCAAGUGAUAAAACUGGAGUUGUUAUAUUUCCUGCAAAUGGUUUGGAUGCUGAACCUAUGCCUACAGACAAAAGUGGAAAACCAGUUUAUUCAGUUAUUGGACCUGAUGGUCAUCCGUUACCGAUAACUGCUGAUCACAAAAUUAUUGGUCCUGAUGGAAAUAUUGUGCCUGUGAAUGCUGCUGGUGUACCAACCAAUCAUCGUGGUGAACCAUUGCCAAGAGAUAGACAAGGCAAUUUUAUAUAUCCGGCAACUGGUUUGGAUGUCAAAUUAUUGCCUACAGACAGAUCUGGAAAAAUUGUCUAUCCUAUUGUCGAUUCUCAUGGUGAACCUUUGCCUACUAAUGAAAAUGGAGCACUCGUUGAUAAUGAUGGAUCCCCAAUACCAACCAAUAGGUUUGGCUUACCUGUUGAUGAACAUGGGAAUUUUCUGCCUAAAGAUAUCAAAGGAAAUUUCAUUUUUGGUACUCCGAUAAAGCCUACUGAUCACAGCGGAUUACCAGUAUAUCCGGUUAUCGGUCCAGACGGAAAAUUGUUGCCUCAGGAUAAGGAUGGUAAUGUUGUUGAUCCUGCCGGACGUCCGAUUCCUACCAACGAUGAUGGUGUCCCAGUGGAUAAUAAAGGACAGCCUUUGCCAAGUGAUAAAACUGGAGUUGUUAUAUUUCCUGCAAAUGGUUUGGAUGCUGAACCUAUGCCUACAGACAAAAGUGGAAAACCAGUUUAUUCAGUUAUUGGACCUGAUGGUCAUCCGUUACCGAUAACUGCUGAUCACAAAAUUAUUGGUCCUGAUGGAAAUAUUGUGCCUGUGAAUGCUGCUGGUGUACCAACCAAUCAUCGUGGUGAACCAUUGCCAAGAGAUAGACAGGGCAAUUUUAUAUAUCCGGCAACUGGUUUGGAUGUCAAAUUAUUGCCUACAGACAGAUCUGGAAAAAUUGUCUAUCCUAUUGUCGAUUCUCAUGGUGAACCUUUGCCUACUAAUGAAAAUGGAGCACUCGUUGAUAAUGAUGGAUCCCCAAUACCAACCAAUAGGUUUGGCUUACCUGUUGAUGAACAUGGGAAUUUUCUGCCUAAAGAUAUCAAAGGAAAUUUCAUUUUUGGUACUCCGAUAAAGCCUACUGAUCACAGCGGAUUACCAGUAUAUCCGGUUAUCGGUCCAGACGGAAAAUUGUUGCCUCAGGAUAAGGAUGGUAAUGUUGUUGAUCCUGCCGGACGUCCGAUUCCUACCAACGAUGAUGGUGUCCCAGUGGAUAAUAAAGGACAGCCUUUGCCAAGUGAUAAAACUGGAGUUGUUAUAUUUCCUGCAAAUGGUUUGGAUGCUGAACCUAUGCCUACAGACAAAAGUGGAAAACCAGUUUAUUCAGUUAUUGGACCUGAUGGUCAUCCGUUACCGAUAACUGCUGAUCACAAAAUUAUUGGUCCUGAUGGAAAUAUUGUGCCUGUGAAUGCUGCUGGUGUACCAACCAAUCAUCGUGGUGAACCAUUGCCAAGAGAUAGACAGGGCAAUUUUAUAUAUCCGGCAACUGGUUUGGAUGUCAAAUUAUUGCCUACAGACAGAUCUGGAAAAAUUGUCUAUCCUAUUGUCGAUUCUCAUGGUGAACCUUUGCCUACUAAUGAAAAUGGAGCAUUCGUUAAUAAUGAUGGAUCUCCGAUACCAACUAAUAGAUUUGGCUUACCUGUUGAUGAACAUGGGAAAUCUUUGCCGAAAGAUGUCAAAGGAAAUUUCAUUUUUGGUACUCCGAUAGAGCCUACUGAUCAUAGAGGAUUACUAUAUCCGAUUAUUGGACCCAGUGGUGAAUUACUACCGACCGAGGAAUCAGGCAAUGUGAUUGGGCCUGAUGGACAUGCAAUUUCUGUCGACAAUGAGGGUAGACCGAUCAACAAUCGUGGUGAAACGCUACCUUCUGAUCGUUUUGGAAAUUUUAUAUAUCCGUUGGGAGGUCUCGAUGCCGAAUUGCUUCCCACCGAUAGUAAUGGACUACCUAUUUAUCGAGUGAUAGACUCUGAUGGACAAAUGUUACCUACAAAUGACAGAGGAUUAUCGAUCAAUGGUCAAGGGAAAUCUUUACCCACCAAUGCGGCAGGAGUUCCAGUUGACGAUCAUGGAAAACCAUUGCCUAUUGAUUCUAACGGCAAUUUAAUAUAUAGGAAAGAUGCCCAGAAGUCCUUGUCUACUGACCAAGGGAUCUAUCCUGUAAUUGGACCUGAUGAAGAGCUGUUACCAGCUGACAAAAUUGGUGUUGUUGACGGUCAACCGAGUCCAGCAGAUGAAAGCCCAGUACCAGUUUAUCCGGUGAUUGGUCCUAACGGAGAAUUAUUGCCAACUGCGGAGGGUGGUCUGGUCAUCGGUUUAGAUGGUAGCCCGCUAUCAACAAAUGCUGCUGGAAAACCUGUUGGACCAGAUGCAUCAUUGCUGCCUACUGAUGAAGUAGGUCGAGUCAUACAUCUGCCUCCUGAGGAACCGUUGUCGACAUUUGCAACCAAUGAGUAUGGUCAUAUCGUUCAUCCGGUUGUAGAUAUGGCUGGUAAACCUUUGGAUAAAGAUGAUACUGGCGCGCACAUAACCAAAAAUGGUAUCCCAGUAGAACUAAAUGAGAAUUAUCUUCCCGUUGACCCCGAUGGCAAUAUUCUACCAACAGAUUCGCAAGGAAAUUACAUUUUUCCUGAUCUGGAUAUUAUGGGAAGAAUACUGCCUACGGAUAAGACCAGUCAAACAUUAUAUCCACUAACUGGUCGAAAUGGACAGCUUCUUGAUACAGAUUCAAAUGGUGCUACUUCUCGACCGGAUGGUGAGCUCGGAAAACCGGUAAGACCAGAUGGCAAACCUCUUCCAACAGAUGAAGAAGGACUCUUUAUCCAUACUGAAGUUAUUGGAACUCAUCCUACGAAAAAGGUUGUUAAUAUCGAAGGUAGACCAUUACCUACUGACGAACUUGGUCGCUAUCUGCUAGCACCGAACUUCCCUGUUCGACAGGACGAUUCUGGCAGAUUGAUCGGACCAGAUGGUCAGCCACUUCCCACUGACGAUUCUGGUAACUAUGUCUAUCGAGAGAAAAUGAAAUACCCGAGUGAUGCAGAAGAUGAUUUCGGGCAUCCAUUACCAACCAAUGAGGACGGUUUUUAUGUGCGAAGGAAUGAUUCAAUGAUUACAACAGAAUCAGUAGGUCUAAUGAUGGAUGGACAAGGUGUAAUAUUGCCUACUGACGAACGUGGCAUCUUAAUUGUUCCAGAACUUCCGACACAAACAAAAUCAUACCAGGUUUUAGAUGAACAAAAUCAAAUACUACCAACUGAUGAGGCUGGUAAUUUCUUAUAUCAUAAUGGAUAUCCGAUUGCUGAAAAUGAAGAAGGAAAACCAAUAUCUCCAGAUGGAAUAGUAUUACCUACCACUGACACAGGUUAUUACGUUUUUGCUACUACACGACAAAAACCAAUGAUACCGUCACAAAAAGGUACCGAUCAUUAUCCCCUACCAACUGACCAAUUUGGAAUGUCAAUGAUGACAUCCAGUAGCGUGCAAGGUAUUUAUGGAAUGGACGGCGAAUUGUUACCAAUUGACCGUCAACUAAUUAAUGAAGAAGGAGAAGAGGCGCGGCUAGGUGAAAAGGUCCGAUUUUCAGAGCCAGCUGAAGGGAUUCUUUCAACAGAUGAAUAUGGUAAAUAUAUUUAUCCGGCAUUAAAACCAAAUGGAAAGCUAUAUCCAACAGACCGAGGAUAUCGUCCAGUUUAUCCGGUUAUUGGAUAUGAUGGCGAACUUUUGCCGACAAACGACGAAGGAUUAGCACUUAAUUUUGAAGGACAUCCAAUCCCGACUAAUAAUAUUGGACGACCGUUGGAUGAAGACGGUAUAAUGUUGCCAAUGGAUUCUAAAGGAAAUGUUGUUUAUGACACUGGCAAAAAAAAUUGUGAUACGCAUAGGGGCAUUAUGGAUAUUACGGUAGUAAUUAACGUGGAAAUCCUGGAUCGUGAUAGUUUCGAUCAUGUCAAGAAAGUGAUUCAGAAUUUAGUGAUUGAACACUUCGAUCUUUCGCCGGAUGUAACACAGUUUGCGUUAGUCAAAUACGCUGGAACUGCUGAGGUACCAAUUACUUUGGGUGGUUAUAACGAAAAAAUGGAACUACUGGAAGAGUUAAGUCGAGUCAAAAUUGAUCAUAUCAAAGAGCAUCCCAGACUGAUUGUGGGAGUGAGUGCUGCCAAACAACAGUUCGUAUCGUUUGGUCGCGAAGAUGCUGGUAAGCUGAUGAUAGUGAUAACUAAUGGACAAGACAUAUAUUCGGAGGAUCGCUUUAAAGACAACAUUAUUCCAAUGCUUGUUGUUGGCAGUAAAGAAUUUGAAGAAGAAAUUAAAGACUGGACUAAAUCAUACAUUUUGGUAGAUUCUUGGAAACAACUGCAUGCUGAUUCUAUUGCUAACAUGAUCGAAAAGGAAUGCUUGCUCGGAAGAAUUUUCAUUCCAACAAAAAAAGUAUCCUCAAGAUCAAAAUCUGAGAGAUUCGAAGAUUUUACUGGUUCAUCACUUACAACUGAUGAAUUCGGUCGUAUUGUGGUACUACCAACAAGUGAACGAGUGAUCCUAUCUACCGAUGAAUAUGGUCACGUCGCAUAUUCUGUAAAGGAUACUUCUGGUAGACUUCUUCCCAUAAAUGGAAAUGGUUUAGUGAUGGAUAGAGAGCUAGUCGAAUCCGAUUAUAGUAAAUCAAUUGCUUCAAAUAGAAGGCAAUUGCCAACAGAUGAAUCUGAAGCAUUUAUUUAUUCCGCUGGUGGCAAAGACAAAGCUUUAUCUCCUGAUAGCAAAAAAGGAUGGAAUACAAGUAUUGAUGAGAAACCACUGUCUACUAAUCAAGAUGGUUUAUCUUUGGACAUCAAUGGGCAGUCGAUAGUCACGAAUUUAGCUGGAAAAUACAGUAGCCAAGGAUCGCCGUAUUCAUUUAACGGCAAUGACAACAUCAUCAUGUCAAAAAGGACAGAAAAAAUAACAGAUGCAACUGAUUAUCCAGUUAUCGAUCCGGAUAAUAUCUUAUUGUCGAGGGAUCCCUCAGAUUUUUACAUAAACAAUAUUGAGCGGGUAGUUGAACGUGAUGAUAGUGGGAAACUUCUUGGGUCUGUUGAGAAAAUGAUGCCUAGUGAUGCAGGAGGAUUCACUUACAGAAAACAUAGUCAGGGUGGUAAACUUCCACGCAGUGAUUCAAAUAUUUCAACCGCCAAAAACGAUGGUUUUAUUGUUGAUACCAGUUUCCACAAAAGACUACCUUACACUCUAAGUAAUAAUAAAGUGUCAGAUGAACACAAUCAAGUCUCUUUCGAAGAACCAGAGGCUAUUGCUGAAACUAGAAAUUUUAUCAAUAAUCAAAAUAGUCCGUUACCAAUCGAAGUAGAUCAGGCCGGGAAGCCAGUUGUUAAAGUAGAACCUUUUCCUACUAAUAAAUAUGGCGAUUCAAUAUAUGCAGGUGGUAGUAUGGUAUCUACAAGUGCUUCGGAACAAGCCAUUGGUCCAGACGAUUCCUUGAUGUCAGUUGAUUAUCGUGGACGCGACGUAUCUGAUUACAUACCAGAUAGAACUGGUUUAGGGGAAACGAAACUUUUGGCAAAAGUCUCAACAUGUAAUAAAGUUGAAAAAUCUGUAAACAUCAUUUUUAUGGUGGAAUCUUCAAAUGCUACAGGGACCAAUCUCAAUAAAAUUAAAUUUUCAUUGUUAAAUUUUAUUAAAAAGAAUAUUAAUUGGAACAUUGCUAAAGUCGGUAUAGUUUCUUACGGAAGUACAAUGAACGUUAAUCUGAAUGUUGGAAAUUAUCAAAGCUAUGAUGAUUUGAAAAAAUCCAUUCUUAGUUUGUCACUUAUUGGUGGUUCAUCAUCUGGUGAUGAACAUGCAUUCAGAACUGCUCUUCAGCUCUUCCGUGAAAAAUAUAACAAUGAUAGUGGAGAACUAAUCAUGCAUGUCUUUAAGACUCCACUCAGUAAAGAUGCUCAAAUAAUUGCUGAUCAUUUGAAAAUGAAUGAAACUAUUUCAAUCUUAUCACUUGGAUCAGAUCAAUGGUACCGAUUGGAGAAUGACAAAGAAAUCAAGAAAUUACGAAGCAAUAUGUGUUUACUGUUAAUGAAAAGUCAUCUCGCACGAACCAGGAAGCCUAGUGAUUCGGAUGGUGGAACAGUUCGCUCUGAUCGAUUUGGAAGACCAUUGGAUACCUAUGCAUUAUCCUUGCCAACUGAUGAACGAGAAGGCGUGAAAGUUUUGCCAACCAACGAAAGAGGCCAGUAUGCGAAACAGAUAACAGUAAAUGAGGAUAAAACAAUUGCCCCAGAUGGUAAAAUCAUAUCAGCAGAUGGAGGAAAGCAGCAUAUUUAUCAGACGUUUGCUUCUGAAAAUAGACAUCGAUCAACCAAUAGUCAUAGAAAGCUUAUUUACCAAAUAUUUGGUGAUGACAGAAGGAUUCUUCCAACAGAUCAAACUGGUGCACGUUUCAAAGUGGAUGGUAAAUCAGGAGUAACUAAUUUUUAUGGAGAACCACUGAAUAGCGAGCGAAGCUCAAUUUUUUCAACUGAUACGAGUGAGGGUUAUCAUAUUUCAACCAAAAAACUGACCGAAAAUAAAAGAAAUAGCAGUCUCUUGUAUCCAGCAACGGAUUCAAAUUUGAAGACUAUUGCGGACACCUUCGUAUCUGCAACUUCUGUUUCCUUGCCAUUCUUGAUCUUGUUCCCAGAUGGUCGUGCAUUAUCUAUCGGUGAAAAUGGUGCUUAUCUUGAUGACAACGGACAAAGUUUGGUUCAUAUCGAUCAAAGUGGCCAUCCUAUAAUAUCAGCUAACGGCACACCACUGCAGAAAAUUGGUAAUGGCAAAUAUCUCUAUCCAUAUGAAUCCCAAAAAGAAAAACCAACCUUUGCUAAUGUUGGUGAUGAGGAUCAUCUAUUGCGAACAGAUUCUGGUGGUCGUCAAAUACAAUUAAAUGAUAGAGAACGAUCUGGCUAUGGCAGAUCAUCUCCGGAGGAUGAACGUGGGAGCUAUGUGGAAACGACAUUAGCAUAUCAUGCGUCAACAUCUUCCGGAAUCGACACUUGGACCAGUUCAUCAUCAUAUUGUGUGGUCAGUUCAAAUGUUGACAUGUUACUUAUUCUGGAUUCAUCGAGCAGUGUAAGAGUUGUUGAUUACCGAAUUAUGAAGGAUUUUAUCAAAAAGUUUCUAACUAAUCAUUUCAACUUACAACGCAAUUAUGUUCGUGUCGGUGUAAUGAAAUACGGUGAUAAGGUUGAGAUCCCGAUAUCACUGGGUGACUACGAUAGUCAAACUGAGCUCCUGUCAAGGAUUAGUGAAACCAGGCGUAUGCGUGGUAAUGCUAAUCUUGGUCAGGCUUUACUCGACGCUUCUGGAGAAUUUCUAAUUUUCGGUUCCAAGGAUAUUCCUCGCAUCAUCAUUAUAUUUUCAAACGGGCGGUCUAGAGGUGAAUUAAAAGAAAAUGCUCUUCUAUUACGGAAUGAUACAAAAGUUCAUAUAUUCUUAGUGGAUGUUGGGAAUCAGGGUGACAAGGCACAAAAUCUAGCCAUUGUUGGUGAAUCCAAUCCACAUCGGAUUAUUGCUAUUGAUGGAUGGCAUGCAAUGCGUCCAGACAUUCUGAAUCCUUUUGUGAAUGAAUUAUGCAAGCUACUGCCACAAAAGCAAGAUAAAGCAAGUAGAGAUAGUACUUGGCCAACAAGACAAACUGAAAUGCGAAUUGCAACUCCUAUACGUAUUUGCAAUCGGGUUGAUUUUCAGGCAGAUAUAAUAUUUGUCCUGGAUUCCUCCGACAAUGUUACAUCAAAAGAAUACGUUAACUUGAAAGAAGAUAUAAGUAUGUUGAUUGACGACAUAUUCGAUUUAUCACCAGAUAUUGUUCGCAUUGGCUUCAUCGAAUAUAGUGAUAAGGCGUCAGUUCCCGUACCACUUGGUUAUUAUGAUAAUAAAGUGCAACUUUUGGCAGAUAUAUCAAAUAGUGAACAGCUUGGUGGUACACCAGUCAUUGUAAGAGGUCUUCACGCUGCUAAAGAACAGUUCAAGCGACAUGGCCGGAAUGGUGUUUCAAGAAUUUUACUUUUGGUAACGAGUGGUGCUAAUCGUGGUAAUGUAGCCACCGCAGCAGACGAUCUUCGUAAGCGUCUGAAAGUUAGUGUCUUUGCGCUGGUCGUAAAUACAUCUCGGGGAGCCCAAAUGAUGCUGAAUCGUUUGACGGGGGAUGAACACACUCAACGACGAGUAAUAUCAAUUUCUAGCGCAAGUAAAUUACAAGAACGAGAGUUGCUACAUAUUGGACAAGUACUCUGCGGUGAUAGUGAUGUAAUCCCUGCUACCAUUUGGCCAGCGCAGGAGACUCCACAUCGAACUACAAAACGUGAUGUUUCUUACGGUGAUUCAAAGCGCAAGAAAGAUAAAAUAUCUCGUUCGUCACUGCUGUAUUGGAAAACAACAACCGCAACCGAACAUGUUGCUCCCAAACCACUUUGUAAGGAUGGUUUGUUACGCCCAUAUCAAAUUUCAAUCGUGGUUGACAACACCGCCAGAUCGCCUGAGAAAGAUUUCCGCCUAGUAUUGAAUCAUAUUGUUAGCUUUCUGAAAAUGCGGUUUUCACCAGAAAGCAAACUUGUGCAAUUAAAUUUGGUAGGCGUUGGUAGUGAUGGCACCAAUUUAAAGGCAGCAGAUUUUGGCGUUGAUGUGGCGGAUAAAAUUUUCGCCAAACUGAUACAAAAGAAAAGUGAUGAAAUUUCUCCCAAACUUGGUCGAGGUCUUGAUGAAGCAAUGUUGUUAGCCAAGGAGCACGCUGUGAAAGGAGUCAUUCAGAUAAUUCUGAUCAUUAGUGCUGAUGGGACAAGCAGUGAUGACGCAAUACAAUCAGCACAAAAUGCAAGAGAACAGUAUGUAGAUGGCAUUGUUGCAAUCUCGAUAAGGGCUCCGUCUAGCGAACUCUUGAAGGAAUUAUCAUUGGGAAGUUCUACCAAAGUGAUUCACUUCCCAGAUUGGUCGAUUGGAAAUGAGUUAUUCCAAAGCUGGAUCUCUCAUGCUUUUUGCAGUUAUGUUUCUACAUCAAUAACAAGGAAGAUUAAAUUAACACGCAUGACUCGACCACCAAUUCGAAAGACAUCAAAAAUAUCAAUGAAUGAUGCGACCAACGUUGAAGUAACACCUUUAAGUCCAAAUUCUCUACUGGUCUCAUGGACUUGUUGUACAAAUAACAAAGCAGAUUACAUCAUUUCGUAUACUUCGGAUUUAUCAUUGCCGAAAGAAUAUUGGCACAAAUUGAAUGCAACCUGUCGCGACAGCUUUGGAAGAAAAAUUGAUGGCUUACCAUCCGGCACUUAUUCUGUUUGUGUUGAGACAUUACAGCGGUACAUCAACAAAUCUGUUCCUUUUAAUACGGACGAAUGUGAAACUAUAAAAAUCGACAGUGAUACUACUGCGCCACCGGACCAAAAGUUACCGAAUAGCCAGUCGACAGUACAGUGUCAAUGUAUUUGUGCAAAUAAUGGAAAAGCCUUUGUAAAACCGACAUGUGGAACACUAAUGGAUCCGUUCCGUCCAGUGGCUACCCUUCCACCGGCUAUAGAUGGUGAAUGUCACUGUAGUAUACCCUCGAAAGGCGGACGAUGUCCUAGUGGAUACUUCUUUGAUCGUGGGCAGUGCUAUGACGUAGAUGAAUGUGAACAACAAAAUGGCGGCUGUUCGCAUGGCUGCGUGAACACUCCUGGGGACUUUUACUGUGCAUGUCCACAUGGCAUGAUGCGUGACCCAGCAGAUCUAAAAAUGUGUAUCAGUGUUGCGAGUAGUUUCGACCGGAUCGCAGCGUUGUUCGGUCAGUAUCUUCACGCAAACCAAUAUAAUGCAAAUGCUACCAGUAAUGAAAAAAGUGAUGCACAAACUGAUGGAAAAGUAGUGAGAUAUAAGGCAACAGUGAAAUCAGAAGAUGACAAAACGAUCUCAUUUGAAUGGUCAUUGAUGCCAGCAGUUGUACGAAAGGCCUUCAAAUGGCUAUUUUGA